GCUGGUGCUGCCGCAGCGCCGCCCACCCCCGCACAAGAUGGCGGCCGGUGGCAGCGGCGGGGGCCCCGGGGGCCUCUCCUCCUCCUCCUCCUCCGGCCCGCCGCCGCCUCCGGGCAACGGGGCCGCCGCCGCCGCCUGCACCAACGGCCCGCCCGCCUCCCCGCCGGGCCUCACCUACAACCAGUGCGGGGCCGGGAACCCCGCGGCGGCGGCGGCGGCGGCGGCCGGGGGUCCCGGCUCCGGGGGCUCGGCGGCGGCGGCGGCGGCGGCGGCUCCGGGCGGGGCAGCGGGCGGCCCCCUGCAGCGGGAGCCGGUGUACAACUGGCAGGCCACCAAGCCCACGGUGCAGGAGCGCUUCGCCUUCCUCUUCAACAACGAGGUGCUCAGCGACGUGCACUUCCUGGUGGGCAAGGGCCGCGGCUCGCAGCGCAUCCCGGCCCACAGGUUUGUGUUGGCUGUGGGCAGUGCGGUCUUCGAUGCAAUGUUUAAUGGUGGAAUGGCCACAACUUCUACAGAGAUUGAACUGCCGGAUGUGGAGCCUGCUGCCUUCCUAGCUUUGCUAAAAUUUCUUUAUUCGGACGAGGUUCAGAUUGGCCCAGAGACUGUUAUGACAACACUUUACACAGCUAAAAAAUACGCUGUCCCUGCACUUGAAGCCCACUGCGUGGAGUUCCUAAAGAAAAACCUCAGAGCAGACAACGCAUUCAUGCUCUUAACACAGGCAAGACUAUUUGAUGAACCCCAGCUGGCCAGCCUGUGCCUAGAGAACAUAGACAAGAACACAUCAGAUGCCAUCAAUGCCGAGGGGUUCACAGACAUUGAUUUAGACACCCUGGUUGCGGUGCUGGAGCGGGAUACCUUGGGGAUUCGGGAGGUUCGUUUGUUUAAUGCAGUGGUUCGCUGGUCGGAGGCAGAAUGUCAGCGGCAGCAACUUCAGGUGAUUCCAGAGAACAAGCGGAAAGUACUGGGCAAAGCGCUUUCUCUUAUUCGCUUCCCAUUGAUGACUAUUGAGGAGUUUGCAGCAGGGCCUGCCCAGUCAGGAAUUCUGACUGACCGGGAAGUGGUUAGCCUGUUUCUCCACUUCACUGUCAAUCCAAAACCCCGAGUGGAAUUCAUUGACAGACCACGCUGCUGCCUGAGAGGGAAGGAGUGCAGCAUCAACCGUUUCCAGCAGGUGGAGAGCCGCUGGGGGUACAGUGGGACUAGCGACAGGAUCAGGUUCUCAGUAAACAAAAGGAUAUUUGUAGUUGGGUUUGGACUGUAUGGAUCAAUACAUGGGCCGACAGACUACCAAGUAAAUAUACAGAUCAUCCACACAGACAGCAAUACAGUACUGGGUCAAAAUGACACUGGGUUCAGCUGUGAUGGAUCCUCCAGCACUUUCCGGGUCAUGUUUAAAGAGCCUGUUGAGAUUUUACCUAACGUCAGCUAUACAGCCUGUGCGACACUAAAGGGUCCAGAUUCUCACUACGGAACCAAAGGACUGCGUAAAGUGAUCCAUGAAUCACCAACAACAGGAGCCAAAACAUGCUUUACGUUCUGUUAUGCGGCUGGGAAUAACAACGGCACGUCUGUGGAGGAUGGACAGAUCCCAGAGAUUAUCUUCUAUACAUAGUGCAGCUGUUGGAAUCAGAUGUGUUGGAGGAACUUUUGUCUCCCCUUCUCCCUCUCUCCCACGCCCUUCCAAACAAAAUCUCUGGCUGAAUUCAGCCAUGCCAGUGGGAGCCACGCUAGCCAAAGGUCUCAGUAAAAUAAUUGUAAAGCUCAUGUUUUGCCUUGUGCUAGUGAAGCUGCUGCUGCUGCCACCCCCAUGUACAGACUAACUGGUUUAUCGGUGUCAUUUAUAGGUUGCCUGUGGCUAGUAACUCUUCAUUUUACUGAUAACCCUCUCUGAUUUCAUGGGUUUUUUAUUGUCAUGAAUGUAGAUGCUUUUACAUCAGUUGGAAGCAUGGAAACAAGUGGCUCUGAUUGUGGUUAAAUUCUCCACUAGGUGACAAUCCUGCAAAAAGAAAAUUCAUAUUGAGGAUCAUAUUGACUUUUUCUUCCUCUGCCCUACUUGGGAUUGGGAUGAGAGGGUUUGCCAGGUCGAUUCAGCUGUGCUGCCAAAAUGGGGAGGUUUCUCUGAGAGAGGUUUCACUAAAACGUACCUGCCAUACUGCCAGGCUGUACAUACCUUUGCUCUUUUCAGAAAAUUAAGGAAACGGGUGUUAAUGGAGGUUUUCCUAUUUCAGCACUACGUAUUGUGGGAGACCUCAGAACGGCCUCCCAGCUCCAGGAGAGAACUUCUACAGAGAUCAACCAGAGUUUUACAUGGGCAUUUUUGCUAAUUUGAGACAAUCCUUUAAGUUGGACAGUUAGUACAACCCAACGGAAACGCCCUGGGGCUAGAUGACCCUGUACGUAGGUGGAGAGGCCCAGUAGAUCAGCACUUAGCAGAGCACCUUUGCUACCUACAUGCAGGCUCCCCUGCUUUGGCCUGGGGGUGCUUUUGCAGUUUUGUCUGUAUGCUGUUUAAACAAAUGGGGGAUGUUAAAUAUCCCCUGUGCAGCGUUUAGCAGCAGGGAAUCCAUACUGGUAGCUGCCACGCUAACUGAAUCCCUUCCACUUCGAGGUAGCAGUUGUCCGUGGCUGCUUCUACCUGACAAUGUGCCUCGCUUGGCUCCAGUGUAAAGUAUAUGGCUGCGGUCUUCAGGCAAGUUGCAGCAUGGCUCUUCUACUGUCUUGUUUUCUUUGCUUCACUAACUGUUCAUACUGGGUCAGAGCUCUGCUGCCAAAGAGGAAGGGGGUUUGGUGUUCAAGUGUCAUUUCUUUAACCAUCAGCAGAUGGAGUGGGAUUUAUGAAACAGAAUAGAAAACGACUGAAGAGUUUCUGCUUGUCCAUGCACAUUUGUCUGUCCCCUCACAGCUAGAGCCUGUUCAGUGGGUGUUUGGACAGACUGUCUCAGCAUGACGCUCUUACUGGAGACUCCUGGUUGACUUAAACAAAAGCUUUAACACCAGACAUCGAUGGGGGUGCUUUGAUGGCAAAAGAGCCUCCUCCUCUCCCCUUAUCUCUGUUCAAAACUGGUUGCCUCUCGCCAUAAACAGAUGUGAUUUCAGCUGAGCAUGAUGCUGCUUUGAUGGGAAGUAGCUGUGUGACUUUGUUUUGUAACUGCCUGAAUGGUCCCACCCUUGCCCUGACUAGCGAAGACUAAAGGGAUUUUUACUUCCCAGCAGCCUGCCGAGGAGGAGGGUAUUUGAAAUAAAGGCUGCCUUCGUAAGAUUGGGUGGCCAAACCAUUCAGAGGUGUUGGUGUGGAAUUAAUUAGUGCAUGAUUGUGUUGUCUCUGAUAAGUUGAGGUUCAUUAAAAAGUCUUUGUGUGUG
Caretta caretta (loggerhead turtle) is the source of this 3363-nucleotide messenger RNA. It is a transcript of the gene BTBD2, whose product is annotated as BTB domain containing 2. Gene Ontology annotation, cellular component: P-body; cytosol. Gene Ontology annotation, molecular function: protein binding. Gene Ontology annotation, biological process: neurogenesis. NCBI's taxonomy places the organism in Eukaryota, Metazoa, Chordata, Testudines, Cheloniidae. The record is from RefSeq and is a predicted model, not a curated record.